This is a messenger RNA of Euleptes europaea (tarantolino), 659 nucleotides long. It is a transcript of the gene FKBP14, whose product is annotated as FKBP prolyl isomerase 14. The transcript has 4 exons. NCBI's taxonomy places the organism in Eukaryota, Metazoa, Chordata, Lepidosauria, Squamata, Sphaerodactylidae. The record is from RefSeq and is a predicted model, not a curated record. Gene Ontology annotation, molecular function: peptidyl-prolyl cis-trans isomerase activity; calcium ion binding. Bases 1 to 636 code for a protein of 211 amino acids.
AUGGAAGCUACCUUUGGGACUCUCCUUUCCUUCGUGUUUGUGGCUUUCGGGACUGGAGCGCUCAUUCCAGAACCGGAAGUGAAGAUCGAGUUGCUCCAUAAGCCAUUCAUUUGCAAGAGGAAGACCAAGUUGGGGGAUAUGAUGCUGGUGCACUAUGAAGGGUAUUUGGAAAAAGAUGGUUCCCUGUUCCAUUCUACCCACAAGCAUAACAAUGGCCAGCCAACCUGGUUUACUCUUGGUAUAAAUGAAGUUAUCAAAGGCUGGGAUAGAGGUUUGAUGGACAUGUGUGUCGGGGAGAAACGCAAGCUCACUGUUCCUCCAUCCCUGGGUUAUGGAAAAGAAGGAAAAGGAAAAAUUCCACCUGAGAGCACACUGAUCUUCAAUAUUGACCUUGUAGAAAUUCGAAAUGGACCAAGGUCUCACGAGUCCUUUCAAGAAAUGGAUCUUAAUGAUGAUUGGAAGCUAUCCAGAGAGGAGGUGAAAAUAUACCUGAAGAAGGAAUUCGAAAGACAUGGUGCAAUGGUCAACGACAGCCAUCAUGAGACUUUGGUCGAAGAUAUAUUUUCUAAAGAAGAUGAGGACACAGAUGGAUUUAUAUCUGCAAGGGAGUUUGUGUAUAAGCACGAUGAGCUGUAAAGUGUUUUAGAAGGAGCUCCCAG